GGUUCAAAUCCCUCACCCCCAUUUGUAAUUUAUAUUGCCCUUGUGGCUCAUUUGCACCAAAAAAAAAAAAAAAAAAUAUACCACGUCCCUUGGCUCAUACUUUUCUUUCCUCUUAUUAUUUCAACGGUAGUAAAUAAUGCGUAUUGGUAUACAUUCUUAGUUAGAGAAUAGAGAAUAGAGAAUAGAGACUAGAGAGAAUUAUAUUAAAGCCUGAUUAUCUACUUCAAUUUUACAUUUUGGUCUCAGUCACCGACAAACAAUGGCUUCAUUCAAUUAUCUUUGCGUUGUGAUACUGUUGAUGAUGAUAAACAGCCGCAGUUAUGUCGCCGCUCAGCUUGCUCCGGUCAGCGUCAUUUUUACCGAUGGUCUUUUACCAAACGGAAACUUUGAACAAGGUCCAAAUCCAUCAGAUCUAAAAAAGAUAACAAUAGUAGGUAAGUACUCCCUCCCCAAAUGGGUGAAGAAGGGCUUAGUCCGAUACGUAUCUGGUGGUCAUAAACGUGUUGGGUUUACCUUCAACGUUCCACGUGGUGUCCACGCGGUGAGCUUAGGCCAGGAUGCUUCUAUAUUACAAUAUAUGAAACUCAAACAUUGGUCAUCCUACUCUAUUACUUUUAGUGUAACAAAGACUUGUCCAUUGGAUACGUUUAUAAGGGUUACCUACGGCAGCAAUACAGCAGAUUUCGCCUUCCCCUCCAAACCAUUAUAUUUAAGUGAUAAAGCAGACACUUUUGCUUGGGGUUUUCAGACCGCUGCUAGUACUGCUUAUGUCCUUUUUUCUAACCCAACCGGUCAUCCUAAGUACCCUGCUUGUGGACCACUUAUACAAGCUGUUGCGAUCAAGGAAUUACCGCCACCCCCUACCACGACGAUAGAUAACAACCUUAUCCAAAAUGGAAACUUCGAGAUUGGUCCUUAUACAUUAGAGAAUUUCACAACUGGGGUCUAUAUCCAUCCGUACACUUUGAAUCCUGUUUCUCCACUUCCUGGCUGGAUUAUUGAAUCCCGAUAUACCAUUAGGUAUAUCAACUCAAAAGACUUCUUCAUACCAUCAGGUUCUUCUGCAGUCGAAUUAUUAGUAGGAGGAAAAGAAAAUGCCAUUGCUCAAGUCAUAGGAACAACACCAAAAAUGUAUUACAACCUCACCUACACUAUUGGAGACGCCAAUAAUGGUUGCAUUGGUUCUAUGGAAGUUCAAGCAUCCGCCGAUAAAGAAACCAUUAAAGUCAAAUAUGAGUCCCAAGGUAAAGGUGGUGUAACGCAUGCAAGUUUCAGGUUUCAAGCUGUGUCACUCUCAUUUACAACUAGGAUAUCAUUUUGGAGUGUGUUCUAUCACAAUACUGUCGAUGAUCCAAACCGUUUCUGCGGUCCGGUUCUGGAUAAUGUUCGGGUUGUACUCGAUCCUUAGUUGUAACUUGUAAGAGACGACGGAGAAAAUAAUCAAAUGAUUCAAAUAUACCCCCUCUAUCUAAAAUUAUCAGGCCUUUUCAUGUAUACCUCUAGUUAAAUAAAAUCAAGUUAUAUGAGAUGUUAGAUUUGAGUAUUUGACAUUAUAACUAGUCUCUAGCUUUUUUAAGUAAA
Messenger RNA from Spinacia oleracea (spinach), 1581 nucleotides. Its product is annotated as protein DUF642 L-GALACTONO-1,4-LACTONE-RESPONSIVE GENE 2. The coding region runs from base 260 to 1408 and encodes 382 amino acids. NCBI's taxonomy places the organism in Eukaryota, Viridiplantae, Streptophyta, Magnoliopsida, Caryophyllales, Amaranthaceae. The record is from RefSeq and is a predicted model, not a curated record. The transcript has 3 exons.